AUGAGCUCACAAACGCAGAGUGUUCAAUUGCUGCUCAAUUCUUUCCCCCAACGUCCAUUCGAUCAGAAAAUAUUGCAUGAACUAGUAGGAAGAGAGGUUAAGAAGUUCCAAGGCAAGUCUUCUCCAGACAACGUCAAAAGUCAAUGGGAGUUCCUCCUCAAGAAUGAGGUGUUCACCUUAGCGGCAACCGAGGGUAGUGCAUUGAAGUCCGAUACCACCUCGUACUAUGACGGUCUCCGCGACAGACUCGACUUGGUGCUGACAUUCACCGAACACGAUGUAUGCGAGGCAACCUUCCCUUUUACUGUCCUUCAGGAUCUUCUCGAGACACAGACCAUCACAUCUUGCUCGCAGAUAUUCUCUUGGAUUGAGUCAAGCGCUUCUCGACUCACCAAGGACAUGGUGCCGCAGAAGGGCAAGGCGCUCAUACUAUUGCGCACGCUCAAUGAUCUCCUGCGCCGCCUUUCAAAAAUGGGCUCUACGACGAUAUUUUGCGGUCGUAUAUUGACCUUCUUGAGUGGCGUUUUCCCUUUGGGCGAAAGAAGUGGUGUGAAUCUACGAGGAGAGUAUGGGCCUAUGUGGGAAGGAGUCAAGGAUGCAGAGAAAAAGGACGAAGAUGUGGAGGCAUCCAAGGGCCCUGAAGACAGCCAAAAAAUGGAGGUAGAUAAAUCUGCAGAUGCCAAAGACAAGGAUAGUUUCUACACUACGUUUUGGUCCUUGCAGCUGCCUUUCUCCCGACCUCCAUCGUUUGCCAUUCUCAAUACAUUUGGAGAAUUUAAGGAUGCUGUGGACAAGGUUCUACCUGUCAUCAAGGAGGCGACCACGAAGGAGCGCGCCAUGAUGGGUAAUAGAGGUGCCAGUGGUGCAAGCGGUAGCCUAAAACGAAAACGAGAACCAGAGUUGGGUGAAGCAAGCAAUAAUAGCGAUUACUUCUUCGCAAAGUUCUUGACAAGUCCAGACCUUCUUAACCUAGAGAUUGCGGACACCCAUUUUCGUCGACAAGUCCUGUUCCAACUCCUCAUCCUCCUCCACCAUCUGUUAUCAUUCACCAAAGUUGCGAAGGCUGUGUGGUCCACACCCAGGAACAGAUCCCUCCAAAUGGACUUUACGCUUGAACCUGCAGAUGCGCAGUGGGUCCAUGACACGAUCGCAAAGGCAUCUGCGGAGCUGCGGUCUACCGCUCCGAACGGUCCCACAUUUGCCGACACCGUGAAUGUCAUUCUUGAUCGGGAAAAGAACUGGGUGAAGUGGAAGAACGACCUUUGCGCUCCUUUUGAUAGGGAGCCAUGGUCAGCCGAAGUGGAUGGCAGAAAGGUAGGGAUGGAGACGGCGAUGAGGGAGGCUCGGUCGAAGAGAAAGGAGGGUCCUGAUCCGUGGAAUUGGAACCUGGGGUCGGAGUCGCUGACUGAGAUAUGGGAGAUGGGGUACAGGGAUUUGUCUGACCUGCAGAAUCCCUUCCAACCGGGUGACGUUAAGGAUUUCGUGAAGAAGGUCAAGCAAGAAGAUGCUCGCAUCGAAAUGCGCAGAAAGCAGCUCACGAAGAAUGCCGAACGCUUAGCUCAAGCACGAGCCAAGGCAGUUGCUUUGCAAGAGUCCACUGCACGGCAAGAGACACCAGCUCCUGCACCGACAGCAGCAGAACCACCCAAAGUGGACACGCCAGCAACGUCGUUCUCUGCUUUGUUGUCGGUACCCAGUGUCUCCAGUUCGCCCUUGCAUCCAUCCCUCCCCCCGAAGCCUGGUUCUUCCCCAGUGAAAUCAUUCAUAGAAGCAGGUGCAUCGAGUCCUGCGCGUCCUCCAAUUACUCCCACACCAUCAUCCUCAACGAUUGCAGCACCUACGCCAACUCCGGCUCCAGCUGCAGCCUCUGUCUCAGAAACCUCUACUACCACUGUUCUACCACCUGCCCCUUCUCUGACUGACGAUCAGAUAGCUCGAUAUGAAGAGAACAGACAACGCUGGUCGUGGCUAGCCUUGCGCACGGCACGAGAUCAAUAUCUGCAGCAUUUCGGCAAGAUCGGUACGGGAGACGUGGUUUUACUUGCCAAUGAGAUUGAAGUGGAGAAGGAGCGAGAUAAGAAUCAAAAGACACAGAAAGCCGAGGAGAUGAUACCUACUCUGUCUACGCAAGGAACUGAGGACCGCAGACCCGGCAAGGCAGGGCGUGUCCUGGUGACUGGCGGAGCUGGCUACAUCGGCUCACAUGUAAUAUACGCUCUUCAGCAGACAAGAAGAUACAAAGUCAUCUCUGUCGACAACCAUCACAACUCAUUCCCUGCGUCGCUCACUCGUGUGUCCCAAAUUGCGCGAGAUGCACUUCCCGAAAACUCGUCGGAGGCAGACAAGGAGAGCGCAGAAAUUGAUGCAUUUCAGUGCGACUUGACCAAUGCGGAGCAAAUCAAGGGCAUCUUUGAACGCUAUGGCAAGUGCGGAAUUUGGGGUGUCGUCCACAUUGCCGCAUACAAAGCGGUCGGCGAGUCUGUUGAGAUUCCCUUGACAUACUACGCGAACAACGUUGCUGCCACGGUGUCACUGCUGCAGACCAUGUCCGACUUUGACUGCACUCGCAUUGUCUAUUCAUCUUCUGCUACUGUCUACGGAACACCCCCUGUGAUCCCGAUUCCCGAAACGACGCGUCUCAAAGCAGACAGCCCUUACGGCAAGACCAAGGUCAUGUCUGAGAUGGUUAUCGAUGAUUUGUGCCACGCUGAGCCGAACAGAUGGCGAGCCAUCUCGCUUCGCUACUUCAACCCUGCGGGCGCGCAUCCCUCGGGGUUGAUAGGUGAGGAUCCCCGAGGUCGCCCAGGGAACUUGUUGCCUUUGCUAGCACAUAUGGCCAUUGGGCGCGUAAAUGAUACCACUCUGAAAGUGUUCGGAAAUGACUACCCCACCCCGGAUGGUACCUGCGUCCGAGACUACCUCCAUGUACUUGAUUUGGCCUCCGGACACUUGCUCGCUCUUGACGCACUUGCGCCUGAAUCUACUACCUUCGAUAACUGCCCCGAUGAGGCGCGCUACAAGGCAUACAAUUUAGGGAAAGGAAAGGGUAUGAGUGUCCUUCAAAUUGUUGAGGCAAUGCGCAAGGCUACAGGAUUCGAUUUCAAAUAUGAGAUCAUUGGAAGACGCCGCGGUGACGUCCCUGAUCUUACUGCGGAUCCCGCGCUGGCUGAAAAGGAGCUGGGCUUCAAGGCACCGCAGCCUUUAGAGGUUAUGUGCAGAGAUUUAUGGAACUGGCAGACGAUGAACCCUCAAGGAUAUACCCAACAGUAA
This is a messenger RNA of Suillus clintonianus, 3270 nucleotides long. Its product is annotated as THO complex subunit 1 transcription elongation factor-domain-containing protein. Gene Ontology annotation, biological process: beta-D-galactose catabolic process via UDP-galactose, Leloir pathway. Gene Ontology annotation, cellular component: cytosol. The record is from RefSeq and is a predicted model, not a curated record. The transcript is spliced from 15 exons. Lineage: Eukaryota; Fungi; Basidiomycota; Agaricomycetes; Boletales; Suillaceae. The coding region runs from base 1 to 3270 and encodes 1089 amino acids. Gene Ontology annotation, molecular function: UDP-glucose 4-epimerase activity.